CUAAAAUUUAUUUUGUUGGUUUCUUAGGAACACUUUCCAACUGAAAUAUAACGUAUUGGGAGUGUUUCAUGAUAGCGAUGGUAACAAGAAAUUUGAAAUAUAUAAACACAUGUGUGUUUUUCGAAAAUUUCAGCGAUAAUGUUAGCCAGUUUUUUAAUAUUGUCGCGCUUUUUGCAGUUUAAGUGUGCAAAAAAGCUCAUUUAAGCACCCAACUAUUUCACCACAGCAACACUUGACGGCUAUCUUUUUGCAAUUCUCAUUUAUUGAUAAGUAUUAGCCAUAUAUAUGAAAUUUUAAGUAUCUCCCAGGAAGCUAUAUAUUUUGUAGUCCAAAUUUAGCUUUAACAGUUAUCUACUUCGCUUGGUCAGUAAAAGAUAUUGUGAUCGUUAGGCAUAGGAAAAUAUAUAUCUUUAUACGAAAACAGAUAUGGCGACGAAUAAUGAAGAGUUUAACGAGGAUGAGUUGCAUCCACCAGUAUGGUUGAAUGAUGAGUUCUUCUUGGAAGUAUUGAGUAAUUGCGAAAAGUCAGAGUUCAAGCUGAUAAUACUACAUACAAAAAUUGCGCCUGCUUCUAAAAAGGGCGAUCAUUAUGCCACUGUGAUGUUUCGAGCAACUGUGGAUUACCAGCUUAAUGAUGAAGAGAAAAAAAUAUCUAUGAUAAUUAAAGCAAUGCCCGAAAUAGAGGGACACAAAAAGGAACUGAUAGGUAACUCCGCAGUUUUCGAAACGGAAAUAGGAAUGUAUGCGGAAGUAUUGCCACGACUUGAACAAAUGUUGCGAGAUGUUGGGGAUGAAACAGUGCUGAAAGCAUGCUGUUUAUACGCUACGCUAAGUCCGAGAAAAGUCAUUGUUUUUGAAGAUAUCGUACCGCUAGGGUUUGAAGUGAUUCGUGGGCGUUUUGUCAACAGAGAGGAGGCUAUGUUUGUGUACGGAAAGUUGGCUAAAUUACAUGCCACUUCCUAUAAAAUCGUGAAAGAGGAACCACAAUUUCUGGAUAAAUACCGUAACAGUAUUUUUGAAAUACCAAAUAUUGAGGAAGACGAAAUGAUGUGUGGCGGUAUAAAAAACUUUGUUGAAUUUCUAAAGGCUACGCCAGCUCUUCAUGAGUACAUAUCAUAUUUUGAGCCGCUGAGCAAAGACUUGAUGCGAAAGUGCCGAACAAGUUUCGCUGAAUUCCGGAAUGCGCCAAAGGAAGAUGCAUACUAUGUACUUAAUCACGGAGAUUUUCAUAUCAAAAAUAUGAUGUUCAAGCACAAUCCUAUUAGUGGACAACUUGAAGAUGUAAUGCUUCUAGAUUAUCAAAUGUGCUAUGUCGGCCCGAUUGCCAACGAUUUAUUAUACUCAAAAUAUAUGCUGCUUGACCAAGAUUUACGUAAAGACUUUUCCGCUCUCUUAUACUACUAUUUCACAGUAUUCUCAGAAACAUUAAAGAAAGUCGGCUUUAAAGAUGAAUUGCCAAAAAUAGUAAGAUUGCGUGAGCAGCUUGUGGAGCAUAAGCACUUCGAAUUCUUCCUAUUGAGCUCGUUUCUUCCCAUCUUCUAUGCUUUUCUUGAUCCUAAAGUGGACUUGGUUAAAUUGAUGACAUCAAAUGAUUUUCGCAAAGAGUUUUACAGCAACAAAAUCUUUUUGGAUGAAAUGAUAGAGUUGCUGCCUAAACUUAAACAUCUAGGUUAUUUUGAAGAAAAAAUGCCACCAAAACCUGAAGAAUACAAUGAAGACGAACUGCAACCUCCACAAUGGUUGGAUGCGGAAUAUAUGACGAAGGUGCUGUGCAACGCUGAGCGCAAUACCACAGUUGUGGAGGUAAAAAAUUUCAAAAUUACGCCAGCAGCAGUGAAGGGCGAUCACUACGCAAGCAUUAUGUUUCGUGCUGCGGUGGAAUAUAGCGCAGAUGGUGAGCACAAAAACAAAUCGAUGAUCAUAAAAACGAUGCCAGAAGCUGAGGGCCACAAGAAAGAUAUGUUAAAGCAAAUGGAUAUAUUCGAGGUCGAGAUCGGAAUGUAUACACGAGUGUUGCCGCGUUUCGAAAAAUAUUUACGCGAUGUAGGCGAUGAAACGAAACUAAUGGUGCCUUUUCUGUACCAUGAACUGACGCCUCAUAAAGUGAUCGUAUUCGAGGAUAUCGUGCCGCUUGGUUAUAAUGUAAUGCGCGCUCGAUUUCCCAAUCCGAAGGAAGUGAAGGCCGCUUACGCUAAAUUAGCCAAAUGGCAUGGCAUCAGCUACAAGUUAUUGAAAGAGGAUCCGCACUUUUUUGACGAAUAUCGCAACAGUAUUUUUUCGCACGAUAGCGCAAAAGAGAAUACUUUCUUUGCGAACAGCACAAAAGCUUUUAUGAAUUUUGUCCAUAAAACACCAGAGCUGCAAGAAUAUGUGCCGCAUUUGGAGAAUCUCUUUGAGAAAGUUAAUUUGCUUGACGAAACAAUAAGCUCUUUCAGAGAGUAUCGCGAUGGACCACGUGAAGAUGCUUACUAUGUACUGAACCAUGGCGAUUAUCAUCUUAAAAAUAUGAUGUUUAAGCACAAUACGGAGAGUGGAAAAUUUGAAGAUGUUAUGCUCUUGGAUUUUCAAUUCUCUCAUGUCGGCCCAAUUACUAGUGAUCUUAUCUAUUCAAUCUUUAUGUUUUUGGAUGAUAAGUUGCGGCCGCAAGCACCAGAAUUUCUACAUCACUAUUUCGCAACAUUCAAAGAAACUCUAAAAAAAAUUGGUUUCGAAGGUCCCAUGCCGAGUUUGAAUAAGUUCCGUGAGCAAUUAUUCCAUAGUAGAUAUGUGGAACUGUUCAUUAUGAUAACUUUCUUACCAAUGUGGCCGAAAUUCAUUAGGGGCGAGUUCUCACCAGAUACAUUCGCUUCCGGUGAGGAUUAUCAUCUUAAAAUAUUUGACAAAGAAUAUGUCGAUGAAUUACUUCAAAUUCUGCCUAAUUAUUUACAUCUGGGCUAUUUUGAAGUUUAGCUUGAUUUAGCUUACGAGUAUGUAUAUAUACCAACAUAAUAUGUACAUUAAAAAUAGAAAGUUUCCGGAAAUUGACAUUUAAACUGUUCGCCAGCACUUUUAUUGUUAAGGGAACCUUUUAUUUUAUUUUUUCCGCAAAAGCCUCAAGACGCUUGUUAUUGACUAUUCUGAAUUCGUGAUGAACCAAACAGCGAAUAUCGAAAAAAACAAUAUCCGGAAACUUUCUGGUCUUUAUAUAUUUGUAAGUUUGUUAAGCAUAACAUUAAGUAGGUAACUGAGACUUAAAACCAUUAAAUAUUAAUAAUAAACACAAUAAA
Messenger RNA from Ceratitis capitata (Mediterranean fruit fly), 3266 nucleotides. RefSeq lists its product as uncharacterized. Lineage: Eukaryota; Metazoa; Arthropoda; Insecta; Diptera; Tephritidae. The record is from RefSeq and is a predicted model, not a curated record. The transcript has 8 exons. Bases 427 to 2949 code for a protein of 840 amino acids.